Molecule: messenger RNA, 255 nt
Organism: Beauveria bassiana ARSEF 2860
Lineage: Eukaryota; Fungi; Ascomycota; Sordariomycetes; Hypocreales; Cordycipitaceae
Exons: 2
Coding region: 1-255 (84 amino acids)
Source: RefSeq, a predicted model, not a curated record
AUGUCUGCCCCAUUGAAAUCAGCUGCUAGCGCCGUUACGCGCAGCUAUCCCCGAGGCCUUCCCAUCCUUGUCGCUGGCACAUCCGUCGUCGUUGUUGGCGCCUAUGUCAAGUCUCAAUUGAGCACUCAGUCCAACACUAUGGAUCGCUUCUUCUCCACAUACAACACGCCUGAAAGUGAAGCUUCCCGGCAGAGAACGUUCCACGGCCACCCCGACACUCGAUCAAACAUGCUCAACAUACUGGGCCGGAAAUAA